AUGAUGGUGCAUUGUGCAGGCUGCGAGCGGCCCAUCUUGGACAGGUUUCUGCUGAACGUGCUGGACAGGGCAUGGCACAUUAAAUGUGUCCAGUGCUGCGAAUGCAAGUGCAACCUGACUGAGAAAUGCUUCUCCAGGGAAGGCAAGCUUUAUUGCAAAAAUGACUUUUUCAGGAGGUUCGGUACCAAAUGCGCAGGCUGCUCCCAAGGCAUCUCUCCAAGCGACCUCGUCAGGAAAGCCCGAAACAAAGUCUUUCACCUGAACUGUUUCACGUGCAUGGUUUGCAACAAACAGCUCUCCACGGGAGAGGAACUUUAUAUCAUAGACGAAAACAAAUUUGUUUGCAAAGAGGACUAUUUGAACUCGCCCAGCUUAAAGGAAGGGAGCCUCAACUCAGUGUCCUCCUGUACAGACAGAAGUUUGUCCCCGGAUCUCCAGGACCCCAUGCAGGAUGAUACAAAAGAAACAGACAACUCCACCUCCUCGGACAAAGAGACCACCAACAACGAGAACGAGGAACAGAACUCGGGCACCAAGAGGAGGGGACCUCGGACUACAAUUAAAGCCAAGCAACUGGAGACUCUCAAGGCUGCCUUUGCUGCUACCCCCAAACCUACCAGGCACAUCCGGGAACAGCUGGCCCAGGAGACGGGGCUCAACAUGAGAGUGAUCCAGGUUUGGUUCCAGAAUCGAAGGUCCAAAGAGAGGAGAAUGAAACAGCUGAGCGCGCUGGGGGCCAGGAGGCAUGCCUUCUUCAGGAGUCCUCGGCGCAUGCGCCCUCUGGGAGGCAGGCUGGAUGAAUCUGAAAUGUUGGGUUCUACCCCUUACACUUAUUAUGGAGAUUACCAAGGCGACUACUACGGGCCAAGCGGGAACUACGAUUUUUUCCCCCACGGGCCUCCCUCGCAAGCCCAGUCCCCAGCAGACUCCAGCUACCUUCCGACCUCAGGGCCCGGCUCCACGCCCCUGGGGCCCCUGGAGCCCCCGCUCCCCGGACACCACUCCUCCGAAAACCAAAGGUACACCGACAUGAUCUCGCACCCCGACACCCCGAGCCCCGAGCCGGGCCUGACCGGCUCGCUGCACCCCAUCCCCGGCGAGGUCUUCAGCGGCGGCCCCAGCCCCCCUUUCUCCAUGUCCAGCAACAGCGGCUACAGCGGCCCCCUCUCGCAUCCAAACCAGGAGCUGAACGAGGCAGCGGUGUGGUAG
This is a messenger RNA of Emys orbicularis (European pond turtle), 1209 nucleotides long. RefSeq names its product LIM homeobox 5 (gene LHX5). The record is from RefSeq and is a predicted model, not a curated record. The transcript has 5 exons. Gene Ontology annotation, cellular component: nucleus. Lineage: Eukaryota; Metazoa; Chordata; Testudines; Emydidae. Gene Ontology annotation, biological process: regulation of transcription by RNA polymerase II; neuron differentiation. Gene Ontology annotation, molecular function: zinc ion binding; RNA polymerase II transcription regulatory region sequence-specific DNA binding; DNA-binding transcription factor activity, RNA polymerase II-specific. The coding region runs from base 1 to 1209 and encodes 402 amino acids.